GCCUUUCCAGGUGUUGUGUGGUGGUCUAGAAUGUAGGGAUGAUCCCUGUGGGGCGACUGAAGGCUCAGCCACAGCUGUGGCAGAUAGAGAGAGAUGCCUCUCCAUGGCUGUGGAUGCUCCCUGGCCCUGGUUCUGCUGCUGCCGCUGCCUCGGGGCCCUGCCGGCUGGGUGCCAAUACAGCCCCUGUUGCCGCGCCACACCAUCACCACCCCUUCCUGCUCUCCCAUCACCACCCUCCCCCGCUGCUCCAAGCCGUCUCCAGCUGGCAGCUGUCCUGUGAUCCCUUCCUGCCUCUGGCCAGGAUACCGACACACACAGCAGCUCACCCUGGCAUCAGUCAGUUUCCCCUGCAGAACGUGCAGUGGGAGCUGCCGUCUCCACACCACGUGCUGAGAUUUCAGCCUUCUGCCAACCUGGAGCUGGUCCCUGUGUUUCCCCAUCUGCACCACUCAGUGCUGCCUCCUCACUGUGGCAAAGGAUGGGUAGAGAAACGGGUCCCCGACUACAAGGCAUACUUGAACAACACUCUGGCUCUGGAGAACACCUGGCUCACUCCGGAGGAAAUAGGAAUUUUCCAGCGGCACGAAAAACCAUUGUUGAUGACAAAUCAAAUGGCAAUGAGCAUAUCUAGGCCAGCUACUGCCUCCAGGAGUCUCAACUCUCUCCUCAUGUCACCCAGACCUGCUGCCUCCAGGAGUCUCAACUCUCUCCUCAUGUCACCCAGACCUGCUGCCUCCAGGAGUCUCAACUCUCUCCUCAUGUCACCCAGACCUGCUGCCUCCAGGAGUCUCAACUCUCUCCUCAUGUCACCCAGACCUGCUGCCUCCAGGAGUCUCAACUCUCUCCUCAUGUCACCCAGACGUUUAUCAGGUUAG
Messenger RNA from Oncorhynchus masou masou (cherry salmon), 875 nucleotides. Its product is annotated as transcription elongation regulator 1-like protein. The record is from RefSeq and is a predicted model, not a curated record. The transcript has 3 exons. Lineage: Eukaryota; Metazoa; Chordata; Actinopteri; Salmoniformes; Salmonidae. The coding region runs from base 39 to 875 and encodes 278 amino acids.